CUAUAACGUGCAAAGAUUUAAAGGCGUGGCUUCCGGUAAGCAGUCAUUCCGUGAACAUUGUGAAACAAAAUGCUUUUAGAGGCCAUUUCACGAAAUAUAAGUGCCUCGAAAAUUUCGUGUACGGUAUAUAUAGUAUCAAGUAAACUUUUUCGACAAUAACUUCUACAAUCUAGCCUUCCUAAAAUUAUUUUGCUGAUAACAGGAAGUAAAAAUCAACCACAACUAAUUAAAAGGGUGUGGCCUCCACCCAAAAUUUUUUUGGGAGCUAAGUUGCCCCCCCCCUUUCUAUAAAUCCUAGCUAGACAGCUAGCUUUGAAUUUAUAUCUAGAGUUAGAGAUUGAUCAUGAUAUACGUAUGUGUAUAUAGCUAGAUUUAUGCACCUCCAUGCACCGCGCCGAGGCAUCAUGCAUACAGCACCCACGGUGCUUUCAUUAAUUAAAUACCCACAGUUGUAAAUGUUGUAGUGCUUGAUAACCAGACUCUACGUCUUACUAUAUAGUAUAUGUAGAUGGAUGCAUGUUAAGUUUUGGUAAGUGAUAUUGCUCAAAAAACUCUCCUUUCUCUCACAAACUAACUUCAAGAUUAGCUGGAUGGAAAGAGUUAAGAAAGGAAUGGUAUAGCUAUAUAUAUAAUGCAUCUAUAAUUUAAUACGCAUGUGUUUUUAGUAUGUCACAUGUAAUAGCUAAGGAAUACAUUGUGUGUGCACUGUUUUCUUGGGUUUCAGCAUUUUACUAUGUGCCCCAAAUAUCCAAGAGAGCUGCAAAAGCAUGCACAGUAUCCCUUUCCACAGUAUUAUCCCUUUCCAGAGUAUCCCUUUCCAGAUCAUUCGCAACCGUGGGGAAAAGGGUCAUCACUUUAGUUUGAAUUUGUGGUCAGCCGGCCCAACGUAUGGCCCAACCCACCAACUUAGCUUGAUUUGAUCGCCGCCCCCCAACGAACACUUGGUUUAGAAGAUGUGGCGUGGAUCAAUGGUUGUGCACACACACACACACACUAACCAGUUGAUUAUGCCCUGCUGCUGCCUUGAUUGAAGUAUGUGUCGCCUUUAAAAGCUGUAGCUGGCCUAAACCUUCAAUUUGACAGGUAAAGGGACACAGUAUAGGACACACAAAAGAUGAGUUGUGUCUGGAGAAAGUAUAACUUAGCAUCUUUAAAUUAAAGGUGGUGUAGAUCUAGAUGGGAGCAGUAGCUAGUCACAGAACAGGAGAAUAAGCAGUUAAUAUCACCAGAAAAAAAAGAGUACAAAAUCAAUAGUGCUGCCAGAGCCAAUCCUCGGUUGCAAGUGUCAGCUAAUUCAACAGCUCAGCAAUUAAACUUCAAAGGAUAAAAGCAUUCAUGACACUCUCCACUCUAUACCACACAAUCCAAUAUCCAUUGAUCAAUAUUGACAAGUUGAUAGCAUACUCCUUUGUUGUUGUAUUAUUUACAAUAGUAAAGUCACAUGUAAUAAAAUAUAUUGUGUGUGCACUGUUUUCUUGGGUUUCAGCAUUUUACUAUGUGCCCCAAAUCUCCAAGAGAGCUGCAAAGCACAGUAUACAUGUAAUAGAAUAUAAUUAUUGUGUGUGCACUGUUUUCUUGGGUUUCUCGUUUUCCAGUUGAAACGAUUUUCAGAUAUAUCAAUUGUCCAAUACAAACAGAACAGAGGCAGCAACAACAUACCAGCAACAGCUACCUAUAGCUGCAGUGGAACCCAUCUAUAACAGACACCUUUGGGGAACAAUGUUUUGGCCUUUAUACAUGCAGAGGUGGCUUUUGUUGAGGGUUUUUUUUUUACAACAAACUGUUCAUUUGGGACCUGCAUGGAUGCCUGGCCGUUUUAAAGCAAUUGGACUUUAUUCGGAGGUGGUUGUUUAAUUAACUGAGGUUCCACUGUAUAUAAUUAACUUCACAACUGAGCAUAUUAAACUGAGAAAGCUUGACUACCUACUAUACGUCACAAGAGAAAGAUGUCUUACACAGCUAGAGCAACAGAAAGCAUAAUUAUAUAUACCAUCUUAUAUAGGAAGAUGACUCAAGAGGAUCAGAGCUGCAAGAGUUAUAGACUGGAUAUCAACAAAAAUGGUUUCAUUUCACGUGAAGACUACGAAAUCAUGAGCAAAAAAAUUGACAAAAUACAGCAACGUAACUGAAGAGCAAGCUAAAAAGAAUCCAUGCAUGAUUUUAUUCUAGUCAUAGCUGACAACAUAAAACUCACUGGUGAUACAAAGUUUCCGAAUUUGCUAUGAUUAGUCAAGCUAUUCUUGAAGAGACAGAUGAUAAGUGAUAUCACCCACUCACCCCAUGCAGGCAUGCAUGUACUGUAUUUACAACACAUGCAUUAGUACAAUACUUAGAUAAAGUUAUAAGGCAACCAGUUAUAAUCUUGAAAGGAGUUGUGUGAGAAGGAGAGUCCUAUAAUGAGCAAUACCAAAGUUAACAGGUAUCCAUUAUACUGGCAUAAUAGGCUAAUAAUUAAAAGUACAAGCCAAUACAAAUCAUAGUAUAAAUAUUUGUAGGCCUGAUGGUCGUGCAUGUGAUGGAAGUGCUGAUGGUAUUACCUCCUUGGAAUUUUCCAUACAUGGAAUGCUAACUACAGUGGAAUGUAUAGUGCUUACAGUCAGCACCUGUGUUUACCAGGCUGCAUAAUUAUGUGUGACUCAAAGAACAAAGAGCAAGAGCUAUGGAGGCUACGGUUAAACUGGGCAUUCAUUAUCUUCAUGGCUCCCAUGUAUUCAAUCAGCCUGUAUGGUAUUACUUCAUCCUUUCAUCAGUUUGUAACCAACCCAACUGAAGUUGAGAUUCUGUCACAAAACAACACUAAACAGAAGAUUGAGCCAGGCCUCGGAGAAUCUGAAUUAUUUUACUCCUUGUUAAUUUCAGCUACCAAUGUUGGUGCUAUCAUUGGUGGGCUAGUGUGUGGAUUUCUUGUGAGGAUUGUUCCCUAUUGGUAUUUGUGGGCAGUGUCACUAGUGGCACACACAAUUAGCUAUGUUAUGUACUGUGUUGUACAUCAAGGUUGGCUGAUGAUGAUUUCCAGGCUUCUUGCUGGGUAUUUUGCAGGUGCUAUUUUUACACUCGGCUUCAGCUACUUCACUGACACCAGUGUUUUGUACGUUGAAGAACUAAACAGAAUGAGAAUGGGUGCCAAAACAGAAUCGGAGCGAGUUAGAAACUAUCUGUUUGCUACUUUCAGUUUUUCAGUCAACCUGGGAUUCAUUUUAGGACCAGGUUUUGCAGUAGUUGUGGCACAGUUUGAGUCAGUGGAUCAGUUCAGGGCGAUUGGAUGGUUCAACUUUGCCUACGGUGUAGUUGUUUUGUGUGUAUUGGUGAUAUUGUUUCGGGGAGAAAUGAGUUUCAAAACUGACAGAUUGAGUUAUUGUCAAGUUAAGAAAAAGAAUUCUAACUGUCGAAUGCAGAAUAUGAGUCUACUGUCACUUUUCAUAAUAAUUUCAGUUCUCUUCUUGUUUAUAAUGGAAAGGAUCCGAAUGGCCUUUAUUGGAACUAUAUUCAACCCCAUUGCCAGUGAUUCGUUUGGAAUUGAUGAGAGUGGUGCCUCGUACUUUGUCUUAGCUCUGUGUAUUCCUCAACUGGGAGGAUCAAUUUCAUUACUUGUUUUUCAAAGACUAAAGAUGUCAAGCCAGAUGAUUGUCCUGACAGGCAUCAUUACUACAAUUUGUGGAUAUUUAAUUGUGACUGAUUGGCAGACGAUUCCCUACGAUCCGUGCACAGAGUACAGUCCCUUUCAUCAUCCUGAAAUUGUCCAAUAUUAUGAAAAUAACACAAUCAUUGUAGGCAAGUUUCAAAAGAAUAUUGAAUCACAUGUUGAUUUCACUUUGCCCAAGCUAAAAAGAGUCAAGCUUUUGCCCAACAUUAACCUCAUAUUUGCUGAUGGUGCAUCUUUUGAGGCGGACUUAAGGAUUAAUCUCAGUUGUAGUCAUGUUUACAAUUGUACGUGUGCUCUAAAGAAUCCUACUUGUUUGUAUUUCAAAAUAAAUGAAAAUCUAAACACCGAGGAUCUAUAUUAUUACGACUGUAGUUCUGACUUCAACCUGAGAUCACCAAUCACAGCAUGUAUUACUCUAUCAAGACAUCAAACAGUACUGGCAGGUAAUAAAGCAACGACAUCUGUAGAUGAACAUGAAUCUGAAAUUGAAAGUAUCACUGUACUGCCAAAAAGAGUAUACUUCAUAGCCCGAAACACUUGCAUUGAGGCGAAUGUGACUGGUCACCAGUGUCACUGGAUACCCUCGUCCACAAUCACCAAGAAGGAGUGUAAAGACUGUCAGCCCAUCUGUAGGAGCGUGAGCCAGACACUCACUUUUGCUCAGUUUCUGGUUGGCAAUGGACUGUUGGUUUACACCAGUGCACUCCAGUAUUCUCCAAUCGUAUCAUUACUCAUGAACCAAACACCAAAACAAAUCCAGGGAAUUGUGAUUGGAUCCAUGACAGCUUUGGGCGGUGUAUCAUCAAGUGUGUUUCCUCUACUGAUCGAUGCUGUGUACGAAGAGAUGAAGAAAAGAGUGUUUUUGCUAACCAUACUUUUUGCUCUAGCACACAUUCCGUUUAUCCUUGAGAUUAUUGCACUCUACCCAAAACUGGGACCAAGAACUACGGACAACACAGACAUUGAAUACAGCAAAUUGAAUGAAUUAGAACAUGUCGAUUGAUAAUAAUUAUUAUGCUAUAAUUAUACUCUCUAGGAAAAUGCCACUCGCAUGGAUGAUGUAAUUGUGUUUGUGUAUAAAAACAUUGUGUGUUGGAAAUGUUGUUAUCCAGAAUUUGUUUGCUCAUUCCCUUUCUGAGUUAUAGAACUGAUCAUUUGGUCAUCUAUAUACUCUGAUUCACAAAUCAACUGCUUGUGUAUGUUAC
Molecule: messenger RNA, 4848 nt
Organism: Halichondria panicea
Lineage: Eukaryota; Metazoa; Porifera; Demospongiae; Suberitida; Halichondriidae
Exons: 7
Coding region: 2580-4646 (688 amino acids)
Biological process (GO): transmembrane transport
Molecular function (GO): transmembrane transporter activity
Source: RefSeq, a predicted model, not a curated record